Molecule: messenger RNA, 1590 nt
Organism: Fusarium musae
Lineage: Eukaryota; Fungi; Ascomycota; Sordariomycetes; Hypocreales; Nectriaceae
Gene: GT2
Product: Type 2 glycosyltransferase
Exons: 4
Coding region: 1-1590 (529 amino acids)
Source: RefSeq, a predicted model, not a curated record
AUGUCUGAAUCUGAGAUUCAAAGUAUUGGGCGCAGCCAUCUUCCUGGCCUUGCUGGGUUAUUAGCACUGCCAAUGCCUUCUUUCAACUUUUGGUAUUCAACUACCUUUUGGCUGUACCUCUUUGUAGGCCUUUGGGUUCAUCGCUAUCUCCGUCUUCUAGUUCAUUGCGUCAGCCAUUGGACAUAUAAGUCGAAGCCCAUCCCCAGCAAACCUACAUUCACGAGUAAGGAUGUGACUGUGGUUAUCCCAACCAUUCACAAUGCUUUCGAGGAGCUGCGCCCUUCCAUUGAGAGCAUUCUCGCUUGUGAGCCUGCCGAGCUGAUUCUGGUCACAACGCAUGAUAAGCGAAAAGACCUCCAGCGCCUGGCAGACUCCCUGGUUUUCCCCAAAGUCCGUGUUCUGGAUACUCCUAUUGCCAACAAGCGCCUGCAGGUGUGUGAGGCGCUCCCCAAGGUCGAGACUCCCAUCACUAUCAUGGCGGACGAUGAUGUGACCUGGCCCUCGACUCUUAUGCCCUGGAUCCUCGCUCCAUUUGAAGACCCUCAAAUCGGCGGUGUAGGAACUUGUCAACGAGUACGACGGGAGCAUGAUGGCUCUUGGUCAACCAAGGCCUGGAACUGGCUGGGUGCAGCUUAUAUCGAGCGUCGAAAUUUUGAGAUAUCAGCCACCCACAAUAUCGAUGGUGGCACCUCAUGCAUGUCUGGCCGUACCGGCGCCUACCGCUCUGAAAUCCUCUCUAGUCAUGACUUUCUCCACGGCUUCAAGAACGAGAAGUGGAGAAAGUGGAUUUUGAAUGCUGACGACGACAACUUUGUGACUCGUUGGCUGGUAAGCCACCAAUGGAAGACAUGGAUCCAGUACGACAAGGAGUGUGAGAUCGAGACAACUUUGGAGAACAGCACCAAAUUUUUGUAUCAAUGCUCUCGUUGGGCCCGAAGCAACUGGCGAAGCAACUGGACCAGCAUGGUCACUGAACGCUACAUUUGGAAGCAACAGUUGUGGUGCACAUAUGCUCUUCACUUCGCGACUUUUACUUCGCUGGCUUUUGUCGUUGAUCCGCUUCUCUUAGCUUCAUGCUGGUGGGGAACAGCGGACUGGGAUAUCCAGAAUCGCCGAUACGCAUUCUGGACUCAGUUUAUCUUCAUGUUUGCGUUCACCAAGGUAGUCAAGCUGAUGGGUCUGUUUAUUCGAAACCCAAGCGAUAUCAUGUUCUUGCCUGUUUCCGUCAUAUUUGGAUAUUUCCACGGAUUGAUCAAGCUGUACGCCCUGAUCACUUUGAAUAUGACUUCAUGGGGUAGCCGAGCGGAUGGAGAUGCAAAUGAUGAGCAGCGACUUGCUCCCGCCCCGCAGCCUUCAAUCGUUCUGAAGACACCUCCUGGCAAGGGAUCGCUUAUUCGAUAUAACGCCCGUCAAAAGGGACGGCAACCUCAGGCACAGCAAGUCGCAUGGGAAAAGAGCGACUAUGCCGCGUACGAUUCAAGCACCUCGUAUGUGCCCAUACGAGUGCAUACACCAAUGGCAAUGAUGCCAAACACCACCAAGCUGCACACGAACGAAACUUCGAUCAAUUCACAGUGUUGGGUAAUCUGA